Molecule: messenger RNA, 8034 nt
Organism: Anguilla anguilla (European eel)
Lineage: Eukaryota; Metazoa; Chordata; Actinopteri; Anguilliformes; Anguillidae
Product: NT-3 growth factor receptor-like
Exons: 18
Coding region: 570-3014 (814 amino acids)
Biological process (GO): regulation of phosphatidylinositol 3-kinase/protein kinase B signal transduction; cellular response to nerve growth factor stimulus; multicellular organism development
Cellular component (GO): axon; signaling receptor complex; plasma membrane
Molecular function (GO): ATP binding; transmembrane receptor protein tyrosine kinase activity; neurotrophin binding
Source: RefSeq, a predicted model, not a curated record
GCAAUUUUAUUCAAAUCUAACCGGCGCCCAGUUCAGUUUCCGGUUAGAAGUCAGACUUAAAUUGACGUGCAGUAACGACCACUUCAAAGCGAUGUGUUUAGUUUGUCGUCACCAGUGUGUCAGUUUUAAUUCUGACCAGUAGGUGGGACUUGAUGCUCGGUGCACGGACUUCUCGUUUCCUCGUCUCUGUUCGUAAUGCUAUUGCUCCAAGUCUCAGAGCAGUGCGGAAACAACCUGGAGCUAAGCGGCUAACAGCAGCAGAAGACGCGGUAACCCGUACAAUGCAGUCUCGAGAGGAAGACAGACCGGGAGUAUUUAUUUUUCAGCCACUUUUGCUCUAACGGAGAAUUAUUUUUUUUCUUUCUUAAUAUUUUUAUGGCCUCGAAUAUACUGACACGCGACAGCAUUCGCAUUAAUUUGACAUACCUUCACACUCAUUAACACGCCCGCGCGCACAUACACACAAACAUCAUCGCAACGUACAUACAGACACAUUGAAGCCACACGACACACAUAAAUUUCCAAUUUGAUAACGGUGGAUACCCAACUCUUUUCUGGCACUGGAAACCAUGGAUCUAUCCUUCUGUACACCCAAAAUUUGCUGGUGGAGGGUAUUGUUUCUCUUAAGCAUCUUUCAGGACUAUCUGAGCUCCAUGCUGGACUGCCCGCCAACCUGCAGCUGUUCCCCAACCGAGAUCUACUGCAAUAAGUCCGACAAUGGGAAAUUCUUCCCUUUGCUGGCGCUGCAAGACACCGGGACUAACGGAAAUAACAGCAACAACAUCCAAGACCUGUUCAAGAACAUCACAUCAAUACACAUAGAGAACUGGACGGGCUUGCAGACGCUGAAAGACGUGGACAUGGAGCUGUACACUGGACUGCAGAGGCUAACAAUCAUGAACUCCAACCUGCGGGUGAUCCAGGCGAGAGCUUUCUCCCAGAACCCACACCUGCGCUACAUAAACCUGUCCAAGAAUCCACUGACUAUGCUGUCAUGGCAACUCUUCCAGAAUCUGCAGCUGUCUGAACUACGGCUGGACGACGUGGUGUUCGAGUGCGGCUGCGACGUGCGCUGGAUCCAGCUGUGGCAGCAGAGGAGGGUGGCCGGGCUCCACAGGCAGCAGCUGUACUGCCACAGCGGGGCGUCCCGCAUCCCCCUGCGCAACAUGAACAUCUCCCUCUGCGACCUCCCGCGGAUCGGCGUGACUCACAGGAACGUGACGGUGGUGGAGGGCGCCAACGUCACCGUGGCCUGCAACGGCUCGGGCGCGCCCCUGCCCGAGGUGGACUGGACCGUGGGGGGGCUCCACUCCAUCAACACCCACCAGUCCAACGUGGACUGGCCCAGCGUCCACUCCAUCAACCUGACCCUGGUCAACAUCAGCCGGGAGGACAACGGCUUCGUCCUCACCUGCAUCGCCGAGAACGUGGUGGGCAUGAGCAACGCCUCCAUCCACCUGACCGUGCAGUUCCCUCCCACCAUCGUGAAGCUGGAGGAGCCGGAGAGACGGCACGACACCUGCAUCGAGUUCGCCGUCUGGGGCUACCCGGUCCCCGCCCUGCGCUGGGUCCACCGGGGCAAGGAGCUCCCGCAGGGCGAGUUCGUGCGCGCCGAGGCGGACGUCUACCGGGACCUGGUGGAGGGCUGCCUGACCUUCAGCAACCCCACCCACCACAACAACGGCAACUACACCCUGGUGGCCAGCAACUCCCUCGGCACCGCCACCCGCACCGUGUACGGCCACUUCCUGCACGCCCCGUUCGACGACGAAGAAUCACCCACACCUCCUCUCAGCGGAACUCACCAGUCGGACGAGGACACGUUUGGGGUGUCCAUCGCGGUCGGACUUGCCGGGUUUGCGUGCGUGCUUCUCCUCGUACUUUUUGUUCUCAUCAACAAAUAUGGCAGACGCUCCAAGUUCGGGAUGAAAGGUCCUGUAGCGGUGAUCAGCGGUGAGGAAGACUCCGCCAGUCCCCUGCACCACGUCAAUCACGGCAUUAUCAGCCCGUGCACGCUGGACGCCGGGCCGGACGCCGUGGUCAUCGGCAUGACCCGCAUCCCCGUCGUGGAGAACCCGCAGUACUUCAGACACGGGCACAACUGCAACAAGCCCACCACCUACGUGCAGCACGUGAAGCGCAGAGACAUCGUGCUGAAGAGGGAGCUGGGCGAGGGGGCCUUCGGGAAGGUCUUCCUCGCGGAGUGCUACAACCUCAGCCCCACCAAGGACAAGAUGCUGGUGGUCGUCAAGACCCUCAAAGACCCCACGCUGGCGGCCAGGAAGGAUUUCCAGAGGGAGGCGGAGCUUCUCACCAACCUGCAGCACGAGCACAUCGUCAGGUUCCACGGCGUGUGCGUGGACGGCGACCCGCUCAUCAUGGUGUUCGAGUACAUGAAGCACGGAGACCUCAACAAGUUCCUCAGAGCUCACGGCCCGGACGCCAUGAUCCUGGUGGAUGGGCAGCCCCUGCAGUCGAACGGGGAGCUGGGUCUGUCCCAGAUGCUGCACAUCGCCACGCAGAUCGCCUCCGGCAUGGUGUACCUGGCAACCCAGCACUUCGUGCACCGCGACCUGGCAACCCGCAACUGCCUGGUGGGCAAUGGCCUCCUGGUGAAGAUCGGCGACUUCGGCAUGUCCAGAGACAUCUACAGCACCGACUACUACCGGGUGGGAGGGCAGACGAUGCUGCCCAUUCGCUGGAUGGCACCGGAGAGCAUCAUGUACAGGAAGUUCAGCACGGAGAGCGACGUGUGGAGUUUCGGAGUGAUCCUGUGGGAGAUCUUCACCUAUGGGAAACAGCCGUGGUUCCAGCUGGCCAAUAAUGAGGUGAUUGAGUGCAUCAUGCAGGGGCGUGUCCUGGAGAGGCCUCGGAUCUGCCCCAAGGAGGUGUACGACAUCAUGCUGGGCUGCUGGCAGAGGGAGCCUCAGCAGCGCCUUAACAUCAAGGACGUCCAGAAGAUCCUGUACGCCAUGGGCAAGGCCACGCCCGUCUACCUGGACAUCCUGGGCUGAGGCCUCAGCGAGGUGGGGGGGGGGGGGGCCGAGGGGGGGCUGAACGGGCCGGGCGGGCCGGAAAACCCCGGGGGAGGAGAACCAAACGAGGCGCUCCAACUGUCUCACUUUCAGGACGGCGAUGGACACAAGUGCCUGCGACACGUUUCCACACACGAGACAUCUUUAAAAAACAAAAAAUACAUAAAUAAAAUAAAAUUAAAUAAAAACGACAAAAAAAAAUUAAAAAACGACUUUGAAAAAAAAGAGCACUUUUACAUUUUGUUUACCUACACGUAAAGCGUUGUACCGGACGAAGACGAGGAAACGCCUUUUUCCUUUUCUUACGAAUGGCCUCCUAGAUGAAACAAGAAAAAAAAAUGUUUAAAAAAAGGAUUGGAAAAACAACAACUCAAUUGUUUUGGUACCCAGACAGCUUGACAGAAGAUAACACUCCCUGGUGUUUCUUAUUUUAUAAAUAUAAUAUAUAUUUUUUAUUUAUUUUGUUUUUUCAAAGGUACGGAUAUCUGCCAUAUUUGUUGCUAAUGAUAAAUCACCUUUUAGAGACGACCAAUUGGCAGGGACUUCCUGAAGAAGGCCUUACCGCUUUCUGAUUGGCUGGAUCGUUAAUGCUCUCAGAUGCUCCAGAAGACAUCCAAUGGGGUUUUAUAUUUCUGAGAGAGGAAAACAAAAUCAUCUUCAUGAAAUGAGAAACACUUAGGAGCCACCAAUCGAUACAAACAACCUAAUUUAAUAAUCAAAUGUACAUAAUGUAAAUUUCUAUGUGUCGAUUAUGUUAACUUAUUUCUUAUUUUCUGUUUAGAUUAUUUUAGCUCUUUGGUGUGCCGUUCUGGUGAGUUCAACUUAAACUAUUUUGAGAAUCUUCUUUUUUUUUUCGUUUUGUAAUUCCUUGGGACACGAUCAUAAAAUGUACAAUUUCUUUUCGUUGUCAGUGAGGUCAUUUUGUUUUUAAUUUUCUGUACGUAAGUUUUGUAAUCAAAAGUAUGUAUUUGGAGACAGGGUUGAGGCAGAGACCUUGCAAGACGGGCCGACGGACCGCGGAGCGCCGAAACAGCGGUGAAGAUAUGAGAAUAGCUUUCUUUGUUCUAUCCUCUGAUCUGGGCUCACUUUUACUGGUGAUGUUUUAUCAGGACACUCUCUCCCUCACUGUAUCUUGGAAACAGUUCAGUGUGUACUAAGGUGAUGACGUUCCCCUUUCGCAUAUUUCACUGAGAUCAUGUUUAUGUAUAUAUAGCAAAUGGCACAGGACCACAAUGUUUGAUUUUUGAAUAUGAUAUUAUUUAGAGCCAUUUUAUUCAUUAGAGGAGGUGUAAUAAUGGGAUUAUUGUGUUUUUUCCUGUCUGUAAUCUGUCUCUGCCUGGAAUUUAUUGCCGCGGGCUGAAAAUGUAAUCUGCAGAUUAGUACAGAUUAAUACAGCGAGGCAACAAGCGAGUUUUUUUUUGAAAGAGUGACAGUUAGGUUCAGUUCGGUUCAACCAGUGCAGAUAAUUCUCAGCACAAAAUCAAAAUCAGAUUUUUAUCUCUCACACAAGCCAGUUUUAAUAUUGUUCCUGCAACACUGGAUCUGCAUCUGCUGGUAGACACCAUCUCAUGAGUUAUUGCAUUUGUCAUUUGUUCUUGUGAAAUAUUAUGGCUUCAAGCAUUAGUACUGCAUGAUUUUCUUUUUUUUACUCCCCAUUUUAAUGUGAUCUGGGUUUCGUGAGGAAAACACAUUAUCCUUGAAAAAUGUCAGACUGUUUUGCAUUUAAAGAACAUUGGGGGAAAAAUAAUCUGGUUGAUCAUGGUAAAUAUGUGGGAGGUCAUGUGGGGGGUGGGGGAGUGGGGUGAGGGUGGUUAAAAGUGUUAGGCUGCCGUACACUUGGCAUUCUGUUGACAAAUACUGUACCAGGGUGUUGCUUUAAAGCGCUUUCUUCAGUUGUGCCGAGUAAUGGGCCUGGUUCGUGGUUGUAUGUGCUGCUGUGUCAUGUUUCGCUGAUGAACGCAGACCCACACGUCAGACCGAAGCCCUGUUCGGACAGGAUAAGUUUCACCAGGGGAGGAGCGGUAAAGUGAUUAUUACCGUCUCAGUUUCUUCAGUCCUGUUCACGUCUGCCAUGUCCGUUACAUUUACGAGCUGCACACUCCCACGCCAGUAAAGAUUUCAAUGCUAAAUGCCGUGUAAAAAUAGCCCCAGGUUAUAGCAAUCCCAUGCGAAUUGACAUGUUGGAAAAUAGGGAUGUGUAUCGUUUAGAUUUUGCCAAUACAGAUGCUACAGUGGUACUUUUUAAAUGGUGCCUGUGCCUGUACCAAUGCCUUCUUUAAAAUAAAGAGCAAAUGACAACAUCAAGGAACUUUUGCAUUGCAAAGUGAAAGAAAUUGAACUAUUUAAUUGGUUUAUUAUAAAUCAUACUUUAUACUUUGAACAAUUUGUACCAUUUCACUUUUUUUUUACACAUUUGGACUGGGUUUAAAGAUGUUACCUGCUGUCACUGACUGAGUCGUCACAGUGAGUGUGACAUUAGCUAGUGUGACACCGAAAUAAGGCACCGAAUUCUGCAUUGCCAGUAGGGUACCAGAUGUAUGGGAAGCGGUGCCACAGUGGUACCCAGUUUCGGUACACUGUGGGAAAUUGAGAUUUCCUGGUUUUUCAGGUGUGGAGGCAAAGUUGCGGAAUCUACAUAUAAUGCAUGGCACUUUUUUGGUAUGACAACAAUGUGUAAACUGAAACAGACACUCCCAUCUUUGCAUUUGUAGAGACUAAUUAGAGAUACUUUUUCCCGUCCAAAUUCAUCAUUGAAUCACAGAUGUCCUGUUACUUUACAGGCAUUGUCCAGCAGACUUACCCUGUCUGAAUAGGGCUUUAGUGAAAUUAUUCUGUAUUCAAGCCAACUUGCAAAACAUUACCCGUCAAAGGCACCAUACUUUCAUUCAUGCAUUCCUCGCACAUUCUGGCCUGUCAGUUUUAAGUGAUUGAGAUAUGUGCUGAGGUGACUUUAACAGAAAUAUGCCUUUCUGAUCAAGAAGGACUGUUCAUAGAUAAUAUUUUGCUCUUAUUUCCCAGUGUCUAAGAUGUGAAAAUGUUCUGGUCUAGCACCUCAUUUUAUUUUAAUUGUACACAUAAGGCAUUUCAAACAUCUCAUAAGCACGGUGUAACUAUUUCAUUAACUGUCAUAAACAUGUGCAAUGUUUUGUGGUGGCAGAAGUAAUGUGGUAUAGUGGCUGCUGAACAGAACUGACACACGUGCUCAUGAAAAGGUAGCAUAUCGCACCUUAAGAGCCGUUAUAAAGCACAGUAUUUGCUUAUAACUACUUUGUAAGCUGGUAAUGCUUUGCUGGAGCGCUUAUACCUGUGUAAUAAAUGCCUGCUGAAGGUACACUGAAUGUAAAGUGUGAUGCUCAGAGGCUACAAGUGAUUUAGCGUUCAGCAGAGGUAGGCCUCAGUCCUCCAGCUCUUAGUCUUGGCUCUGGUAUCUGUCAGUCACCAAACUGCCCGAAUUUUCAUCCCUUUUCAUACCUGAAAAUUCGUACCUUCCGCUAAUCUCGUGGAGAACAUACUCGGAGGCUCUUUUGUGGGGCUCUGGCCCAGCCGGCGGAGUCGAAACGCAGCCGCGCAACGCUCCGAUCUCGCCGUAUUCUUGGCGAGGCUAUUCCCGAGCUCGCCCUGAGAGAGAUCACUUUCCCGACGUGUCCGCGGGGAACUCGCUUAAUUCUCUCCCCGGACGACGGAGACAUUCACACCUUUGCAAUAAUUUUCCUCUCACUGUAAUGUCCCGUGCCGGGCGCGCGCCCGAGGAGAUGCGGUCGCGGGUGUGCGCGCGGAGCGCGGGCUUCUCUCACUUCCGCUUUGUGCUCUCGGCGCUGCGCAGAGUCCGUCUCCACCGACCCAGAUUAGGGCCUCACGGUGCCUCGGCACACGAGCCGAACCUGGGAUCAGUGGAAUCACGCUUCCCCAGCCAGUUGCCUUGACUCGCCAGGUUUCGCCCGUCGAAGGCGGGGCGAAGAGCAAACGCCUUCGUGCCGAAUUAGGCGAUUUGUCACGCGCGGUGUGGAACACAUCAUCCGGAAGGUUCUACGGCGAGCGUUGAGGAUGCGCACAGGAAGUAUGGGGCUGGGAGCACAGGAAGACGUAUACCGCUGUAACCCUGUCUGAGCUGCGUCUUAUGGAUAUUUCAUGCUCGCUGGUCUCAUCGGAGCAAUAAGGAUUAAGCUUGCUUCUCUCGAGCCAAACAGCCUGCUCCUUUUCCUCAGACAAAGCUGCCGCCAUUAUCGUUUCUCAAACCGAACACUCUCUGCAUUAAAAUCGGCCCCAAGGCUACAUCACUGACUCUCUUCCAGUGCCAAAAUUUAACAUGCAUUUUUUUUUGUUGUUGUGCAAAUCAUCAACGCAAUAUCAUUUCUCCAAUAACGAGGAAAGCCAUUACAGGAAGUGACACCUGACCAUAGAAAGUGAACCUCUGUCCUAUUCCUAGACUGGCUGAUGACUUUUUCCACCACUAGAGCACUUCAGAGGUUAAAAAAAAAAUCAAUUUCACCUGUCCAGUGGUGGUAAGCAUUUCAGUUUCUUUCACUUAUUUGAUUUGUUUGAUUCAGUUCACAACAAAGGUUCACUGAUUCAUUCAGUUGUAUUUCUGGGUAAACUUUUGGUUGAACACUUCAAAGGAUCAAUGAGCAUCCUGCAUUCCGUUAGUACUGAUUACCAGUUCUAGCAAAGCCUGUGCCACAAGCUAGCUGAUGUGCACCAAUGUUAAAACCAAUUAUACACACCACUUUUUUUUAACUCAAUUGUGCCCUGUUUAAACACAUUAAUAUUUGAAAAGGAAUAUAGUUGCUGCAGUCAUGCAAGGAAAUUUCACACGCACACACACACACACACACACAAACACGCAUACACGCAUACACACAGAGCCAUGGGUAUUUGUUGAAUUUUUAAAUGUUUUGUGUCUGUAUUUCUCUUGAGAUUUAGGAUUGAAAAAAUGUUGAUUUAUGUCUCCCCAAUAUACAUUAUAUCUAUUAUAUCAAUAAAUAAAUGACUAUUUUCAUCA